AUGCUCUCACGUGUUGCUGCGGUGAAGGCACCCCGCACACACAACCGUCGCCGCGUGACCGGAUCCAGCGGAAGGAGGAGGGAAGGAGGAGAGAGUGAGCCGCAGAGGCCCAACAUGUCCCGGCGUGUGUUUACUUCCGCGGUGCUCCUCCUCGUCGUGAUGGUUUGCUGUGGCAGUGGAGCUGCGCACGCGGUGGAGAGUAAUUCGGGGGAUGCGCAGCUGCCGAAUGAGGUUGCUAUUCUUGUGCCAGAGAAGACGCUGGUGGUGUCAAAAGGUGGGAAGGGCCAAAGUACAACGAGGAACUCAUUUGCCGCUCCUUCUCUCGUCCGCGCUGGUGGAGUAAUGACUGUGCUUGCCGAGGGUUGGAUCAAGUAUACUGGAUCGCACAAAACAUCGAGUGAGCUUGGUUCUGCCGAUAUUGUGGCUGGGUACAUCAGCGCUGCGGAGACGUGGCCAUCCAUUGUCGCUGAGGUCACUAGCACGGAAUGGAGGGUACACACUGUCCUUGGCGAUGGGAAUGGCGAUGAUCUUGUGGGCGUUUUGCGAAAUCCCACAUCAGUUGGAGUGGACAAUAAGGCGUUUCUACUUGUGGGAAACUAUAGUAUAAAAUUUGACGCUACUAAAAAUAUUUGGCAGGAGGUUGGCUGGGAUAUUCGAAUGCUUGUGGGUGAGGCCACGCACUCCUUAUCCAGCGGUCGGGGUG
Molecule: messenger RNA, 703 nt
Organism: Trypanosoma cruzi
Lineage: Eukaryota; Euglenozoa; Kinetoplastea; Trypanosomatida; Trypanosomatidae
Product: trans-sialidase, putative
Exons: 1
Source: RefSeq, a predicted model, not a curated record